GGCCGGCAGUCAGCUGAGCGCCGCUGGGCGGAGUCGAAAAGGUUCCCGACCGCUCGAGGCUCCCCGAGCGCCCGCCGCCGGUCGGCAUCCCGUCCGGAGUCCUCCCCCAGCGGGCACUAUGCCGAGGAAGCCGUGAGGAGCGAGGCGAGAGCGCGGGCGCCGGAACUGCUGCCAUGUCCUACCAGCCACUUAACUGCCUGACUGAAAAGGGGGACAGCCCAAAUGAAGCCACAGGAAAUGGACCCCCCAAUCUGCCUCACCCAAACCUGAACACGUUUACUCCAGAGGAGCUGCUGCAGCAGAUGAAAGAGCUCCUGACUGAGAACCAUCAGCUGAAAGAAGCCAUGAAGCUAAAUAACCAAGCUAUGAAAGGGCGAUUUCAGGAGCUCUCAGCCUGGACAGAGAAACAGAAGGAGGAACGCCAUUUUUUUGAGAUCCAGAGCAAAGAAGCCAAAGAGCGUCUAAUGGCUCUGAGUCAGGAAAAUGAAAAACUAAAGGAAGAACUUGGAGAACUAAAAGGGAAAACAGAAAGGUCAUUAGAGGAACCCACUGGGGACCCCAAGGUCCCCGAGGCAGAACAGGAAGUGGAACAGCUGAAGACCCAAGUGGCACGACUUCAAGCUGAAAAGGCCGAUCUGCUGGGCAUUGUGUCUGAAUUACAACUCAAGCUGAGCUCCGGAGGCCCCUCCGAAGACUCCUUUGUUGAAAUAAGGAUGGCUGAAGGAGAAGCAGAUGUGGCAGUGAAAGAAGUCAAGACGAGUCUUGGGCCCACGAGAAUUGACUCCAUUGACACGAGCAGAUCUGCAGAAGGUGCCAGGAGUUGUUUGGAAUCUGAGGAAUUAACUGUGCGCCAGCUCCUGCUUUGCCUGAGGGAAGGGACCCAGAAGGUGGAAAGGCUUGAAAAGGCACUGAAAGAAGCCAAAGGAAGAAUUUCAGAUUUUGAAAAGAAAGCCAAUAAUCAUUCUGAGAUGGAGACCCAGACAGAGGGGAACACAGAAGAAGAGGACGAGGAGGAGGAAGACACAGAAACUGUCGGAAGUGAAGUGGAAGCCUUGAACCUUCAGGUGACAACCCUGUUUAAGGAGCUUCAGGAGGCUCAUAUGAAACUCAGCGAAGCUGAGCUAAUGAAGAAGAGACUUCAAGAAAAAUGUCAGGCCCUUGAAAGGAAAAAUUCUGCAACCCCAUCAGAGCUGAAUGAAAAGCAAGAGCUUGUUUAUAAUAACAAAAAGUUAGAGCUACAAGUGGAAAGCAUGCGAUCAGAAAUCAAAAUGGAGCAAGCAAAAACAGAAGAGGAAAAGUCCAAAUUAGCCACUCUACAGCUGACACACAACAAACUUCUUCAAGAAUUCAGUAAUGCAUUGAAAACAGUUGAAGAAUUAAAACGGAAAGAGUCAGAAAAAGUAGAUAAGGUGGUGCUGCAGGACCUGAAUGAAAAACUGGAACUGGCAGAGAAGGCGCUGGCUUCCAAGCAGCUUCAGAUGGAUGAGAUGAAGCAGACCAUCGCCAAGCAGGAGGAGGACCUGGAAACCAUGACCGUUCUCAGGGCGCAGAUGGAGGUUUACUGCUCGGACUUUCAUGCUGAAAGAGCAGCAAGAGAGAAGAUUCAUGAAGAAAAAGAGCAACUGGCAUUGCAGCUGGCAAUUUUGCUGAAAGACAGUAAUGUUUUUGAAGAUGGAGGCAGUAGGCAGUCCUUGAUGGAAAUGCAGAGCCGUCACGGAGCCAGAACCAGUGACCCUGACCAACAGGACUACCUCGUUCAAAGAGGAGCUGAUGAUAGGAACUGGCAGCAACAGCAGCAGCAAAAUAUACCAAUUCAUUCUUGCCCCAAGUGUGGAGAAGUCCUGCCUGACAUAGAUACAUUACAAAUUCAUGUCAUGGACUGCAUCAUCUAAGUGGUGACAUUUCGCCUCCCCCAAACUGCUGGUAAAUGUCAGAUUUCUUUCCUCCAAGAGUUCUACUUUUGUGUUAUUUGUUUUCAUUCAAAUAUUUUGGCUCAUUAUGUUUGUUUUAGGAGAAAGAAAACCAGUAUGUUCCAUGUAGGACAUUUUUUGUGUGGAUUUCCAUAAAAUCGCAAAAUAGAAUUCUUAACAUACCAUUCUUCUGAUAAUAGAGUCAUUUCUUUAAAUGUUCAGUUUAGGUGAGCACUGAACUAUUUGUUCAUCUAGUUAAUGAGGGUAUGACAUCAUGGGACAUAAUAAAUGUAAUUAUAUGGAAGAAGUAUUACUGAUAAACUUUAAGUACCUUUUAAAUAGGCAGGAAAAAUGAUUGGUCACAGAUUUCUUCAAGAAAAAGAUCUCUGAAGUAUUUGUGAAAUAAAUUAUUAUAUUUCUUCAUCCAUUUAAGACAAACCUAUUUGGGUUGUGUAUAUAUGUGUAUGUUGUAGUUUUAUUGCAGCCACAGUUGUACCAAAGUUAUAAUGUGGCUUUUUUCAUAUGAGCACUGUGAGCUUUUACUUGGUCAUCAGGACAAAGGGAAAAUUUUUGGCCUAGAUGAAGUGGAUACAUUGGUUCACUGGAUUUGCUAUAACCACAGGGCAAGGAAGUCAUCUUUAUUCUUUCAUUGUGCUACAGGUAUGUGGACUUGUACAGUAGGAAGUUUAUUCAUUUCUAAAAAGAACCACUAUUUCUUCAUUCUCUUCCUAGAUUAGGCUAUAUAAUCACAAUCACAAAAAAGUUAUUGCAAAAUAAAAUUUUGCUUAUGAAUCUUUCACAUUGUUCAAAUGUGAUUAGCUCAUUUCAUAGGAUGCAUUUUCUGGAUUCAGCUUCAUAUAAGCUUAUUGCUUGAUUCAGAUCUGUUUUGUUAAUUCUAGAAGUAUGAGCAAAUCCCUUUACUAGAGACCAGUAUGUGUUGUUUGAAUUAGAAAAUGUUCUAGCUAAGGAGGUGAAAAUAUAGGGAUGUGCCAUAUUUUGUGAACCUAUAGUUAGUAACUAAUACUGGGCCUGCCAUAAAAGUAAACAAUAACCUAUGUAUCUAGAACCUAUAACAUUUAAGAGAAAAUUAAAAUAUAUCCUCUGUUUGGCUUUGUCAUAAGAAUCUCUCCUAGACAAACUUGAUUUAAUCCACAUAAAUACACACAUAUAUAGAAUCAAACAGGAAAUCAAAGAGAAAUCAAAAUAGUUCAUUAUGUCUUCAUGCCAAGAGAACACACUAUAAAUUCAAUAGCAAUUUAGAUUAAAAGAUUUUCCCACUUCAUCCCAGGGAGAAUGUUUGUUUAAAAACAUUUCUAAAAUUAACUAUGAAAAUUUUACUUUUAAUUUCUUGCUUAAGGCUUCUAGUUUAAUUUUUCCCCUACUAUUUUAUACUGGAGAAAAUAGAUUUCUAUAUUAUCUUAAAUAGAAAAGCAAACCAAAUGGUUUUACAUUUACGUUCUGGGGGAUACUCUUUUACUUUGUUCAAGUAAAAAUAUUAAGUUGGUCACAACUCCGAGAUACCUAGAAAUCCUCUAAACACCUGGAGAUUAAACAACACACCUGUAUAUAGUACACGGGUUGAGGAAGUCUCAAAAGAAAUUUAAACAAAUAAAAUUAAAACAUAACAUCAAUAUUUGGGGAAUGAAGCAAAAGCAAUGCUUAGCAGGAAACCUAUAGCUUUGAAUGCCUAUAUAGAAAAGAAGAAAGAUCUAAAAUCAAUAAUAUAAGCUUCCACUUUAAGUAACUAGAAAAAGAAUGGCAAAUUAAACACCAAAAAAGGGAGAAGAAAAUAAAUAAUAAAAAUUAGGGCAGAGCCCUAGCUGGUCUGGCUCAGUGGGUAGAGCAUUGACCUGUGGACUGAAGGGUCCCAGGUUCGAUUCCAGUCAAGGGCAUGUACCUUGGUUGCGGGCACAUCCCCAGUAGGGUGUGCAGGAGGCAGCUGAUCGAUGUUUCUCUCUCAUCGAUGUUUCUAACUCUCUAUCCCUCUCCCUUCCUCUCUGUAAAAAAAUCAAUAAAAUAUUUUUUAAAAAAUAAAAAAAUUAGGGCAGAAAUCAGUUAAAUUGAAACCAGGAAAUCAAUAGAGAAAAAUCAGUAAAACCAAAAACUGAUUCUCUGAAAUUAUCUAUAAAAUUGGCAAACAUCUAGCCAGGUUAACUGAAAAUAUAAGACACAAAUUACUAAUAUCACCAGCAGUGAACACUUGGAACUUGAAAUUAAAAAGCAGAGUAACAUUUAUAUUAGCACCAAAACGUGAAAUAGGUAUAAAUAUAAUAAAAUAUGUACAAGAUCUGAUGAAAAAACUCAAAGAGUAAGUGGAAAGAUAUUCCACGUUCACAUAAAGGGAGACUCAGUAUUGAGAUGUCAAUUCUUCCCACCCUGAUCUAUAGAUUCCACAUAAUCCCAAUCAAAAUCUCAAUGAGUUAUUUUGUAGAUAUCAACAAACUGAUUAUAAAAUUUAUACAGAGGCAAAAGAUUCAGAAUGGCCAACACAGUAUUGCAGGAGAAUAAAAUUGGAGGACACUACCAGAGUUCAAGAAAUACUAUAAAGUUAUAAUAAUCAAGAUAGCAUGAUGUUGGUGAAAGAAUAGACAAAUAUAUCAAAGGAACAGAAUAGCAAGCCCAGAAAUAGACGCAGAGAGUUCACUGGUCUUUGACAGAGGAGAAAAAGCAAAUUUAUGGAGAAAGGAUAGUAUUUUUAACAAAUGGUGCUGGCACAACUGGACAUCCAUGUGCAAAAGAAAAAAAAAACUGAAUCUAUACACAGACCUUACACCUUCUACAAAAACUAACUCAAGCCACAGACUGGGAAUAGAUCUUUAUAAAACAGAUAUCUGAUGAAGGACUUGUAUCCAAAAUAUACAAAGAACUCUCAAGAUUCAACAGUAAUAAAACAACCCAAUUUUUUAAAUGGGCAAAAAAUAGCAGGUACCUCACCAAAGAAAAUAUACAGAAGGCUCAUAAGCAUAUGAAAAGAUGCUCAAUAUUAUAUGUCAUUAGGGAAUUGCAAAUUAAAACAAGAUACUACCACACACUUAUUAAAUGGCUAAAAUCCAAAACAAUAACAACACCAAGUGCUGGCAAGGAUAUGGAACAACAGGAACUCUCAUUUAUUGUUGGUGGAAAUGCAAAAUAGUACUUUGGAAGACAGUUUGGCAAUUUCUUGGGAAACCAGGCAUGCAAUCCUUGGCAUUUACCCAAAUGAACUGAAAACUUAUUUCCACACAAAACUUGCACAUUAAUGUUUAUAAUAGCUUUACUCAUAAUUGCCAAAACUUGAAAGCAACCAAGAUGCCUUUCAAUAGGUAAAAGGAUAAACAAACUGUGGUACAUCCAGACAAUGGAAUAUUAUUCAGUGCUAAAAAGAAAUGAGCUAUGAAACCAUGGAAAGACAUAGUUUAAGGAGGAACCUUAAAUGCAUAUUGCUAAGUGAAAGAAGCCAAUCUGAAAAGGUUACAUACUGUAUGGUUCCAACUAUAUAACAUUCUUGAAAAGGCAAAACUAUAGAGACAGUAAAAGGAUUAGUGGUUGUCAAAAGUUGGGGGUUGGGGAGGAGGGGUGAAUAGGUAAGAGCACAAAGGAGUUUUAGGGCAGUUAAACUAUUCUGCAUGAAUGUAUAACAUAAAGAGUGAACCCUAAUGUAAACUAUGAACUUAGGUUAAUAAUAAUGUAUCAAUACUGUAAUAAUGUACAAUUAUAAUAAAUGUCCCAUACUAAUGCAAGAUGUUAAUAAUGGGAAAUUAUGUGUUGAAGGGACGAUAUGAGGACUCUCUAUUCUUUCCAAUUUUUCUG
Messenger RNA from Eptesicus fuscus (big brown bat), 5699 nucleotides. It is a transcript of the gene OPTN, whose product is annotated as optineurin. Gene Ontology annotation, biological process: protein localization to Golgi apparatus; Golgi ribbon formation; regulation of canonical NF-kappaB signal transduction. The transcript is spliced from 14 exons. Lineage: Eukaryota; Metazoa; Chordata; Mammalia; Chiroptera; Vespertilionidae. Gene Ontology annotation, cellular component: nucleus; Golgi apparatus; cytoplasm. Gene Ontology annotation, molecular function: K63-linked polyubiquitin modification-dependent protein binding. Bases 174 to 1892 code for a protein of 572 amino acids. The record is from RefSeq and is a predicted model, not a curated record.